AGGAUGACUAACCAGGAGGGAGGAGGGCUGCUGGCUGUCUCGUUACACCAGUUGGAGCCUUCUUUACCAGAACAGCAAAUUCCAAGUUUUACUCCAAAAAUCUGGAUGCUGCCCCAACCAUGGCUAAGCCAGGUGAGCCACUUUCUCUGGGAAAAGACCAUCCAGAGCCGAGCUAAGCCUGGCCCCACAGGAUGGUUCUGAAAGAAGCCUCUGCAGACCUGCUUGUGGCGCUCCUCUACACCUUGAUGCCAGCUUUACUCCCAGAUGCAGCUGCCAUUCUACCAGCCCCUCUGGACCUUUCUGUACAUUCUAUUAACAUGAAGCACAUAUUGACUUGGAGUCCUGUGAUUGUCCCUGGAAAAAUAGUAAAUUAUUCAGUUGAGUACCAGGGAGAAUAUGAAAGAUAUUAUACUAGUUCCACCUGGAUCCCCAGCAGUUGGUGUUCAUCCAUUAGUACCCCAGAAUGUAACGUUACAGAUGACAUCACGGCCACUGUGGCUUAUAACUUUCGGGUCAGAGCAACACUGGGCAAUCAGAGUUCAGCCUGGAGCACCCUGAAAGAGCUUUUCAAUCGCAACUCAACUAUCCUCACCUCUCCCAGAAUGAAAAUGAGCAAGGAUGGUUAUCAUUUAAUAGUGGAAUUUGAAGACUUGGGGCCAUAUUUUGAAUUCAAUGUUACUUAUUGGAGGAAGAGCCCUAAUUCUCAGGUACUCUACAAAAUUGUGAGAGAAGGUGGUAGUCUAGUACAUCUGGAGACUAUGGAGGCCGGAGCUGAGUACUGUGUGAAAGCCCAGACCAUUGUGGAAGUUAUCGAGAGAAGCAGUGCCUUCAACCAGGUGGAAUGUGUUAGAGCACAAGAUGAAUCCCCUUUGCUGGUUCUCGUCCUGUUCGCCUCGGUUGCUUUUGUACUAUUUCUAGUGGGUGUGCCUCUCUUGGUCUGGAAAAUGAGCCAAUUGCUGAGAUACUCCUGCUGUCCUGUUGUUGUCCUUCCAGACACUUUGAAAAUAACAGAUUCACCUCAGAAGUUAAUAAGCUGUAAAAGGGAAGAUGUUGAACCCUGUGACACAAUUGUUCGAGUGAUGUAUCCAGAAGAGCUCUUCCGUUCAUGGAUCCAGGAAGCUUUAUAGAGUACUGUGGCUGGAACACAGAUCAGAAGGCACCAGGAGCUGUUAGAGAGAAGGACUUCACUUAGAAAAGGGACCAAGAACAUCCAAGAUACACUGCAGUAUUUGUCUGAACUACCAAUUAGACAGAAAUAGCUUCAGGAAGACUCUUACCAGAGAUAUCUUGGUAUCACAGAAGGUGCAUUGGACUGGAGAUUGGAGAUCGAGGCUCCAGUCUUGGUUCUGCUGCUAACUAAGGAUAUGAAUAUGGGCUAGUCACUUCUCUUCUCUGGAUUUCAAGUUUUUCAUCUAUAAAAUGGUGAAGUUGGUCUAGACGACCACAGAACUUUAUGAAACAGUCAUUCUAGGUGGAUUCUUUCUGAUAUAUUCAUGGUAUAAGCUAACCUUUGUGAUAGCCAAGCUAAAACUUGGCAAUAGGGUCUUCUACUCAGAUACCUUCAUAAGCACUCUUACCAUGAACCCUGGAGAGUUGUGUCCUUUCAUAGACAACCCCUAACCCCACCACUACAGGAACUGCUUGAGUGAUAGCUUUGGGAAUAUUGAUAUCCAUUUGGUCAUUGCAGGUUUUGAAAUAUGUUGGUUGAAGAUCAUUCAUUUCCAGUCAUUGUUAUUACCUUUAAAACUUCUUUUUGUUGAAAAGGGAAUGGGGGUCGCAACUUUUGGGGGAGCAUAAAGACUUGGUGAGCCAUUUGGGGAGGACUUUUUUGAAAUGAGAUGCCCUGAGGACUUGCAGCAGGUCAUGGCGAUAGCGGGACAUGGAAAAGUGUAUAGUAAAGGGUCAAAUGAUUUAGGAUAGCAGCUUAUAGUCAUGUUCUUCCAUCUGUCACAGGUGAACCUUUCCUAUUAGACUGUAAGCUCCUUGAGGGCAGAAAUCACAUCUUGUUUAUAUUUUUAUUUCUUUGAAAGCUAGAAAAGAGACCUGCCCACAUAAUGUGCUUAAUAAAUGUUUGCUGGCUGGAUGAAAGUACAAAUUA
Messenger RNA from Monodelphis domestica (gray short-tailed opossum), 2098 nucleotides. RefSeq names its product interleukin 20 receptor subunit beta (gene IL20RB). The record is from RefSeq and is a predicted model, not a curated record. Lineage: Eukaryota; Metazoa; Chordata; Mammalia; Didelphimorphia; Didelphidae. Gene Ontology annotation, molecular function: cytokine receptor activity; interleukin-20 binding. Gene Ontology annotation, biological process: cytokine-mediated signaling pathway. Gene Ontology annotation, cellular component: plasma membrane.